GGUGGGGAUGUUUAAAUAUUUCCAGAAGCAUUUCACCCAUUUCUGGGUGGAACACAAAAGACGAAGGUCCAGACUGGUAUCAAAAGAUGGAAGAUGCAACAUAGAGUUUGGGAAUGUAGAAGAACAAUCAAGAUUUGUUUUCUUGGUUGACAUCUGGACCACCGUCUUGGACCUCAGGUGGAGAUAUAAGAUGACCAUCUUCAUCUCAGCCUUCUUAGGUAGCUGGUUCUUGUUUGGCCUUCUUUGGUACGUAGUGGCCUACAUACACCAGGAUCUGCCAGAGUUCAGCCCUUCGAUAAAUCACACUCCAUGUGUUGACAACAUAAAUGGUUUGACGUCUGCUUUCCUCUUCUCCCUGGAGACUCAGGUCACCAUUGGCUACGGUUUUAGGUGUGUUACGGAACAGUGCGCCACUGCCAUUUUCCUGCUGAUCAUUCAGUCUAUCCUAGGGGUUAUCAUCAACUCGUUCAUGUGCGGGGCCAUCUUGGCCAAGAUCUCUAGGCCCAAAAAGAGGGCAAAAACCAUCACCUUCAGCAAGAAUGCCGUUAUCAGCAAGCGUGGCGGAAAGCUGUGUCUCCUCAUCCGGGUGGCCAACCUCCGGAAAAGCCUUUUGAUUGGGAGCCACAUCUACGGCAAGCUCUUGAAAACCACCAUCACACCUGAAGGGGAGACCAUCAUCUUGGACCAAGUCAACAUAGACUUCGUAGUCGAUGCCGGAAACGAGAAUCUCUUCUUCAUCUCCCCCUUGACCAUCUACCACAUCAUUGACAAGCACAGCCCCUUCUUUCACAUGACAGCAGACACCAUCCUUCAACACGACUUUGAGCUGGUGGUGUUUCUAGAUGGGACGGUGGAAUCCACCAGUGCCACCUGCCAAGUGCGGACCUCUUACAUCGCCGAGGAGGUGCUGUGGGGCUAUCGCUUUGCUCCCAUCGUCUCCAAGACCAAAGAAGGGAAGUACAGGGUGGACUUUCAUAACUUUGGCAAACCUGUGGAGGUGGAGACCCCUCACUGUGCCUUCUGCCUUUACAACGAGAAAGAUGCCAAAGCCAAAGCAAAGAUGGGCUAUGACAACCUCGGCUUCCAAAUUCAAGGAGUCGGUGAAACCAAUGACACAAAAAUGUAAUCUUCAAUCGGAUGAGACUGGAAUGCUGACCUCUCGAUAGAAACUAGGGUAUCGCGCCAAAGAAGCCUAAUAAUAUUCUGAGUACAGAAGGGAAAAGGGACUGGGUUGUUUGGAUACCGAGUGAGCCUUUACCAGGGCAGGGCAGGGUACACAGCAGCAAAUCCCUGGGUGCUGCUAACUUCCUAUUGUUUAUAGUCACAGAACAGUCUAUAUAUUUUUAUAUAUUUGUGAGACUUUUAUGUAAAUUGGUAAAUUGAUAUGUCCAAUAAA
Messenger RNA from Lacerta agilis (Sand lizard), 1396 nucleotides. RefSeq names its product potassium inwardly rectifying channel subfamily J member 1 (gene KCNJ1). Lineage: Eukaryota; Metazoa; Chordata; Lepidosauria; Squamata; Lacertidae. Gene Ontology annotation, molecular function: ATP-activated inward rectifier potassium channel activity. Gene Ontology annotation, biological process: potassium ion import across plasma membrane; regulation of monoatomic ion transmembrane transport. The transcript has a single exon. The record is from RefSeq and is a predicted model, not a curated record. Gene Ontology annotation, cellular component: plasma membrane. The coding region runs from base 8 to 1126 and encodes 372 amino acids.